Durotheca rogersii is the source of this 1108-nucleotide messenger RNA. RefSeq lists its product as uncharacterized. The record is from RefSeq and is a predicted model, not a curated record. Bases 554 to 955 code for a protein of 133 amino acids. The transcript has a single exon. Lineage: Eukaryota; Fungi; Ascomycota; Sordariomycetes; Xylariales; Xylariaceae.
GUCUUAUUCCCGACUCUUAGGCUAAUGGCGCAAGCAAGCAACAGAGUACCGGACCUUUAGACCUCGAGACUCAAAGUCUCAACAAGGACUUAUAGGUAGUUGCGGAAUACCUAUGCAUCACCCGGGUGCCGUGGAGGCUCGUCUAUUUUAAAUACCUACCUACAGAGAGAGCAAUUGCAUGAGGUGAUGGCCCACGCCCCUUGUAUGACCGCCGCCUUCUGGCGACGAUGAUGUCACUCUCCGCUAGUUACACACAUGACGUCGGCAUUCAGAUAUCGACAAGGACAGUUUAAAUACAGAUUUCCCUCCAUCCGUGAUCCCCAGACUCUCGCCACCUUGUUUCCUUUCUGUUAGGGAAUCUUAAAUACUACCUAUCUAAGAGACCAGCCUAUCGAACCUCAGAUCACUGUAACUUGGUCGAUACGAGUGUUGCACGUCGCCGCUAAACUUGAUAGUUGUUCGUCGAAGCCAUCUUCGACCGCAUUCCUCUCGAGUAUCCCGAACACACCAUAGUGAGCGUCAACCCGACGAGACGAGCCUAAAUAAAACGAGCAUGUCCUCCCACGAAGGCACCACCACUUCCACCGCCAAUGCCGCGACCGCCAACCCCGGCCCUGCGAACCCGAACACCAUCAGCCGCGUCACCACCUCUGGUGUUGUAGCGACGACAACAGACCCUACUGCCGCGCCGACUGCCAGCACGGCCGAGAAACUGCGGGGCGAUGCUGUCGGAGCUGCCCGCGGCGUCGCAGGCAGUUUACAGGCGGUGGUGGGCGAGACGAUACGCAACCACGAUCUGGCGGCGAAGGGCUUCGCGAAAAUGCGCGAGGAGGACGAACGGCUUGGCGUCGAGAGGGGAGUGUUGCCCGUCGGCGCGGAGCGCAGAAGGGAGGUCGGCGCCGGGGAGGCUACGGGAGCCGGAUCGGGAGCCAGCGCGAGGAAACACGAUGAAUAGACGGAAAGAGUGCGAUAUGAAGGAGGAUCGGAGUAGGUAUAAGGUGGAGUAGGGGCGCAGGAUUGGGUUUGCUUGAAACUAGCUCAACAAGCCACCUACAUGCUUAGGUCUUAACUUGAUGGGCGGGCCCAGCGAUGCAAAUUCAACGCGGAC